UGUGGCUUAACGUAAGUUAGCCUGUACGUACGAUCCGAUUAAAGUUGAGUAAAGGCCUACUUUCGUUUUUCAUUUCAAGACAGAUCUAGAUCUAGAUCUACUACUAAUUUUAUGACUUAAAAAUUAAAAAUAAGCAAGGUCUUUAAAAAUGAAUAAAUUUGGAGCAUAUAUCUUCAACAAAAAUAUACAGUCAGCUUGCAGAUUUAAUUUUGUUCGUGUUUUUUCCCAACAAAAAAAGUACGACUUUGAUGAACUUGUCAAAGGAAAAAAAAUUGUUGUGUUUAUGAAGGGCACACCUGAAGCUCCUCGAUGCGGAUUUAGUAAUGCUGUUUGUCAAAUAUUAAAAUUUCAUGGUGUCAAUAAAUUUGAAUCUUUUGACGUUCUCUCUGAUGAUGAAUUACGAGAAGGAAUAAAGAAAUUCACCAAUUGGCCUACAAUUCCUCAAGUUUUCUUCAAUGGUGAAUUUGUUGGAGGGUGUGACAUCAUGCUUGAUAUGCACAAAAAUGGAGACCUCAUUGAAGAGCUAAAAAAAGUAGGAAUUCGAUCUGUACUUUUGGAUUCUGGUGAUGACAGUAGCAUUAGCAAUAAAAAGUCAUGAAACACCGUUUCAAGAUUUAUUUUUUCAUACUUGUAUAUAUUUUUGGCAACAGAUCAACAUAUGCCCUUAAAAAGUAUAGCUUAAAUAAAAGUGAGCUGUGUUCCAAACAGAUGCUAUAAAUAUUUUUUUCUACUAAAUUUUUAAUAACACUGAAGUUACUAAAAUAGAUAUUUAAAGUUAUGGUAUACUAUUACUUGCAUUAAAAAAGGAUGCUUUUAUGUUUCAACUGCUGUAUGACUGAUAUACCUUCUAUUUUCACACUAAUUAGCAGUGGUGAAUUCAGCUGCUGUUAGUGUGACUAAUAGAGCACUGUAGAGUUACAAAUACAUUGUGUAUAUUUGAAAAUUUUUUGUUUCUAUUUGAUGUGACAGAAAAAUUAAUCAUACUCUUUUUCUUAUGAUAUUUGUGUUCCUCAUACUUUAAAUUUAGUUUUAAUUGGUUAAUUGUAAUUUAUAACCAGUUUGUGACGAUUGUUUCUGGAGAAUAAAAUUAUCAGCUGAAGUG
Messenger RNA from Physella acuta, 1102 nucleotides. RefSeq names its product glutaredoxin-related protein 5, mitochondrial. The record is from RefSeq and is a predicted model, not a curated record. Gene Ontology annotation, cellular component: mitochondrial matrix. Lineage: Eukaryota; Metazoa; Mollusca; Gastropoda; Physidae.